Messenger RNA from Thyridium curvatum, 906 nucleotides. RefSeq lists its product as uncharacterized. The transcript has a single exon. The coding region runs from base 1 to 906 and encodes 301 amino acids. Gene Ontology annotation, molecular function: oxidoreductase activity. Gene Ontology annotation, cellular component: endoplasmic reticulum. The record is from RefSeq and is a predicted model, not a curated record. Lineage: Eukaryota; Fungi; Ascomycota; Sordariomycetes; Thyridiales; Thyridiaceae.
AUGGGUCUGACGUCGUCGAAACCACAAAACAUCCUGUCGGGCCCACGAGGCCCAGCGCACCGAGACGCCUACGCGCUGGUCACCGGCGCGACUUCAGGCAUCGGCCGCGACCUGGCACACGAGCUGUGCAGCCGCGGGUUGAAUAUUAUCGUCCAUGGGCGGGACUCCACGCGCCUGGAGGUCCUCCUCAAAGAGCUCCGCGCCCAGCACCCGGCCUGCGACGUAAAGGGCUUCGUCCUCGAUGCCGCGACCGCGUUCAACGCAUCUGGCGAGGCCACGGAAGAGGCACGCAGGGCGAUCGCUUCGGUCGGCGGCCUGAAGAUCAAGGUCCUCGUCAACAAUGUCGGCAUGGGCCACAACCCGGCCAAGGACUUCAUCGCCUUCACGGAGCAGACGCCCGCCCAGGUCGCCACGAUUAUCCAGGUCAAUAUCUCGUUCAUGACCUUCCUCACGCACGCUCUGCUACCGGGCAUGCAGGAGCAUGCGGCUGCGGGAGAUCCCAGCUUCAUCAUCAACGCUGGCUCCCUUGCUGAUCUCGGUCUUCCUUGGGUCUCGGUGUACUCGGGCGCAAAGGCGUACAUCGCGGGCUUUAGCAAGGGACUGGACUCGGAGCUGAAAGGAGAGGGCCAGCAUGUGGAGGUCAUAUCUGCGCUCAUAGGCGACACUGACAGCGACGGGCACAAAGUCGGGACCAGUCUAUUCACGCCGGCUUCGAAGGAUAUGGCGAGAAUGAUCAUCGACUCGGCGGCCGGGUCCGGACCUGUAGUGCGCGCACCAUACUGGGGACAUCGAUUCCAGAUGUGGCUUUGCAGCAUACAGCCGUACAGGCUGCUGCAGAAGGGGAUGAUUUACAACGUGGCAGCUCUAAGAGAGAAGAAUGGGUUAGUGACCAAGAAGCAAGUCUGA